Messenger RNA from Penaeus vannamei (Pacific white shrimp), 3200 nucleotides. The record is from RefSeq and is a predicted model, not a curated record. Lineage: Eukaryota; Metazoa; Arthropoda; Malacostraca; Decapoda; Penaeidae.
AUGAGCACGUACGCAUGGGGAGGGGGGGGGAGGGGUGUUUAUGGUGCCUCUACUCCCCUGGGCGGCGCGAAGGCUCCGGGGUUCCCCUUAGGCUCCACGGCGACGGGGAAACGGGCUUUGUCCUCGGGGGUCUCUUUCGGGGCUGGAGUGUUUAGGAACUCUGUGUACUUCCUAAGUGUAAUGUACCCAGACACUCCAAAACAAAGGAGUUUUAGGUACUUUUUAGGUACUUUAGGUACUGUAAGCUUUAUGAACAUAUACGAACGCGGCGCCGGUGUCCGGUGGCGCCGCCCCGCCGUGGCUCCCGAGCGCGGAGACGCCGCCCAAGCGAAGGGAACACUUCGGCUCGGGCGUGAGCCGGAAGUCCCUGCGGCUCGUGGCUCUGUCCUUUUCGGCACGCGUCGGCGCAGAGGGCCAAGGGGGGGCCCUCCCGCCCUCGGACUCCCCCUCGGUGUUCGAGCGCGAGUGCCUCAACAACCUCUCGCCCAACGACCCCGAGUUCGUGCGGCGGACGUCCCUGCGCUGGCGGAGGAAGACCGGGGUCGCCGCCCCGCCGCAGGGCGCGCUCCUCCGGGUGCCCCCCGCGCACGGCUGCCUCCUCGAGGUCCCCCUCGUGUCCUCCCACUGCGCCAGGUUCGAGUGGCCGACGCACCCCAGCCAGCAGCCCGCCUUCCACAAGCGCGUGUCGGUUCCCCAGCGGCCCCACGACGUCCCCGUGGCCCUGGUGCCCCCGUCCCUCCCCCCGCACCACCACCCUUCGGCGCCCUCGCCGCCCACCACCGGGACCUUCUCAUGAGGUCGCAGCGCCGACACUCCACGGAGGUCGGCCAGCGGCCCCAGGAGUCGAGUCCCAAAUCCUGCGGGAGAGAUCCUGCAGCGAGACUCCAGAAGCGAAGUCUGCAGCCGUCGCGAGGACGCCCUUCCUGCGCGGAAGACGGGAAGGGCGCGCCGACGUCCAGAAGAGACGCAAGGAGGACCUCCUUGCGGGGCGUCGACGACACCGUGACUGAAGGGCUUCUGAAGUUCCUGAGGGGGGAGGUAAGGCACAGAAAGACGCACAGAGAAAGCAAAAAAAGCGAAAGUCUAAAACAGGAGAAAAGCCUCGAAGACAACCAUUUCCUCACGCCGCCCACGCCGCUCCGCCGCCUGAGCCACCGGCUCCGCAAGUCCUUGGGAAAUCUCAAGCGCGACUGCGACGUGGGGUCCCAGAGCGACCUGUCCUCGGCCAGCGACCUGUCCUCCACGUCCUUAAAAUCCUGUCACAGCACUUUGUCCGCCACACUCUCGUCCUCGUCGUCCUGUCGCAGCGACCUGUCCUUCAGGAGUGACCUGUCGUCCUCCUCCUUCUCCUCGUCGCCCUCCUCCGUCUUCUCCUCCUCGUCCUCCUGCCACAGCGACAUGUCUCUGCUGUCGUUGUCGUCGUCGUCUUCGCGGCUCGGCUUCCAUGAGAUCUUCGUGGCCGAGCCUGAGGUCGCUGAAAUGUGUGCGAUCAUGUUCCCGUCGGAGCCGCGGCCGGAGUGGCACAGGCACCUCCGGCAGGUGCUCCACAAGGCGGGCCAGAAGAUCUUCAAGAAGCCGGAACACCACGAUACUCACAUCCCCGAGAACUUAAGAUACCAGCUCAAGCAAAUAUACGUGUACUAGCUGUUGUCUCGCGUCUACUAGGAGGGUUGCGCCUUCCGUGUCCUAGGGAGGGUCUGCUAAUUGGUCUGCUCGGAGAGUCCCGUCUGCUAGCUGGUCUGCGAGCUGGUCUGCUAGGAGAGUCGCGUCUGCUAGCUGGUCUGCUAGGAGAGUCGCGUCUGCUAGCUGGUCUGCUAGGAGAGUCGCGUCUGCUAGCUGGUCUGCGAACUGGUCUGCUAGGAGAGUCGCGUCUGCUAGCUGGGGGAGCGGCGUCUCGAGAGAGGCUGCCUCCCCCCGGGCGACUGCUGGGAAAGGGCCUUCUGCAGGGAGGUCCGGCAGUGGCUGGCAGGUCGGCAGCGCCCUCUAGCGUCGUUUGUUCAUCUUCAGUGUCAUCAUCGUCAUUUUUGUCCCCGCCUUUCUUAUUCUCUCAUUCUUUAUCUUUAUCCUGUUCUGUUUCUUCUUCUUCAUCUUCUUUUUCCUCCUCCUUCUCCUCCAUCUCCUCAUCGCCAAACCCACCAGCGAGUCUUUCAGUCCUUCUCUCCCUCUCCCUCUCCACCAUCCCCUCUCCCUCUUCGUUUUCCACCUCUCCCCCUUUCAUUAUCUCUCCGCCAUCCCUCCCCUUCGCAUUAAUUUAUCCAAAUGAAUAUUUAUCAUGCAAAUUGUUUAUUUAUCACCCAUCAGUUCGAAAAAAAGGAAGGUGAAAAAAAAAAAUUGUAAAUGUGUGAAUAGGAUUUUUUUUUUGUCAUCGGCGUUGGUGCAUUUAUUCAUUUUGUUCCACGAGUGUUUUGUCGACGGACGAAAGAGUCAGUUCUGUGCUGAAAGGAAUUUUGUGAAGAAAGAUUGUUAUUAUUUAUAUCCUCUCGUGUUAUGCCUUUCUUUUCAAAUGUAGGCCUGUGUAUUUGCUUCCGGUGUGUGUUUUAUUUGUUUUUGUUUUUCUGACCUUCAUUUGGCGGAUGUCAAAUGUCCCAAACAUCAAGGAAAAAAACAAAUAUAAACACGACGGACUCCAAGGCGAGUGAAAACAACACCAAAGCCUAUUCAUUUCUCACCCGAAACUUCAUAUAAUCAUUCAUAUAUACGUGCGCGUGUGUGUGCACAUACUCAUAUAUACACACACACAUGUAUAUAAAUCUGACACUGGUUUUCCGAAAGCCUCGUGGACACAACAGCUAGAAAACUGUAUCUGUGCUUGGGGUAGACAUAUUUUCAGAUAUCAGAUGACCUGCUGCACCCUUUCUCUCAAUGCCUUCCCAUUGCAGUCAUCAGAUGUGUGAUAGAUGCUUACUGUGUUAUUCGAGGCGAUCAUUCAGGUUGCAACGCGGCCUAAAACAAUAUUGGUUGCGUAUCCCCUCUUCAGCGAAAAGAGAAAACGGGGAUAUAGAAAACGGAGGUUGUUUCCUGGAUCCGUGUUGGCGGCCGCGGAUGGUCGCCUACCUCAGGGAUUCAUUUUGUACAUGUAUAUUUCACGGCUGUUUUCUUGCUUAUCUUCCCGUUCUGCGUGACGGAAGUGGAGACAGCGAUAUCAUUGUAAAUUUACUCAUCCAUGGAUAAAAGAGUUUAUAAAUGGUUUUCGUCUUCAA